UCUACUCAGCCUCAUUGUUUCCUUGUGUCCAUGACUAGAGCAUUCCCUUCUCAUUUUUCUUCACUUUAAGACUUGCAUCCUUCUCAAGAGUUUUCUCUCUCUUUUUCUCUGCUCUUUUGUGUUAUUUUUGUCACUUAGAGGUAAUUAGUCAUUAUGUUUCGUCGGAGGCAUAAUACUAGCGAAAAAUCUGAACUUGAUGCUGCUUUUCAAGAAGAGAAGGUCAGUGAGCUUAGAGCUGCUCUUGGAUCACUGUCGAGACGAAGUUCUCAAUUCUGCACUGAUGCAUGCCUGAGAAGAUAUCUGCGAGCUCGGAACUGGAACAUCGAUAAGUCGAAAAAAAUGCUAGAGGACACAUUGAAGUGGAGAUCAAAUUACAAGCCCGAGGAAAUUCGAUGGGUGAGAUUGAUUUCACUGCAAUUCUUAAAGUCGAAAUCACUCCUGCAAUUUUUUUCUGUGUGCCAGCCUGAAGUUGCCCAAGAAGGCGAAACCGGGAAAGCAUACCGUGCAAAUUUUCAAGACAAGGACGGGAGGACUGUCAUUGUGAUGACACCGGCAAAACAGAACACCACAUCACAUGAUAAGCAACUUCAACAUUUGGUGUAUCUGUUAGAAAACGCGAUUUCGAAUUUACCCGAAGAACAAGAACAGAUGGUGUGGUUGAUAGACUUCAAUGGAUGGUCACUGAGCAAUUCGACCCCGAUCAAAACUGCUCGAGAAGCCACGAACAUCUUGCAGAAUCAUUACCCUGAGAGACUUGCCACUGCAUUUCUUUACAAUCCUCCGAGAAUCUUCGAAACCUUUUGGAAGAUUGUCAAAUAUUUCCUGGAUCCUAUGACAUUCCAGAAGGUGAAAUUUAUUUACCCGAAGAACGAAGAAACUGUGGAUCUUAUCCAAAGAAACUUCGACGUAGAAGUCCUUCCGAAGGAGUUUGGAGGGAAAAAUGACAUGCAGUACAACCACGAAGAGUUCUCCAGGUUGAUGGAAAAGGACGAUACGAAAAUGGCCGGCUUCUGGGGAUUGAAUGAGAAAUCAAAACAAGUUGCCAAUGGACACUUGACUUCAGAAAUCACACCAGAAGCAGAGCCUUCACCGCCUCUCGCUGCGCAUGCUAGCUGAGAAAAUCUGCAUCAGUAGUUAACAUCUUCAAGUAACUUCUUUAACCAAUAAUGUUUAGUUGUACUGGAUGUUACGUUAAAAAAAAUCGGCAAUAAAGUUUAGAAGGACUAACAUUGGCUACUAAAUUUCACUGCUUUCUAGACAAAAUCUGUGGUUUCUGUAGAAUUGGCAUUUUGUAUAAGAAGGUCAAACAAUAAAUGGUGAUGAACCAAAUUGUUCAGAAAAGAUCGGCGCUC
Molecule: messenger RNA, 1352 nt
Organism: Dioscorea cayenensis subsp. rotundata (Guinea yam)
Lineage: Eukaryota; Viridiplantae; Streptophyta; Magnoliopsida; Dioscoreales; Dioscoreaceae
Product: phosphatidylinositol transfer protein 3-like
Exons: 5
Coding region: 154-1116 (320 amino acids)
Molecular function (GO): phosphatidylinositol transfer activity
Source: RefSeq, a predicted model, not a curated record